This is a messenger RNA of Fimicolochytrium jonesii, 2672 nucleotides long. RefSeq lists its product as uncharacterized. Gene Ontology annotation, biological process: regulation of transcription by RNA polymerase II; regulation of DNA-templated transcription elongation; transcription elongation by RNA polymerase II. The annotation marks the transcript as partial. The record is from RefSeq and is a predicted model, not a curated record. The transcript has 10 exons. Gene Ontology annotation, cellular component: DSIF complex. Gene Ontology annotation, molecular function: mRNA binding. Lineage: Eukaryota; Fungi; Chytridiomycota; Chytridiomycetes; Spizellomycetales; Powellomycetaceae.
UACGAUGACGACGAAGAAGACGAAGACGAGGAAGAGGAGGGUGGCCCAAGUCGUCGGUAUGAUGACGACGAGGACGAAGAGGAGGAAGAAGAGGAUGAAGAUGUAUGUCUCGCCCAUUUACCGAAAGCAAGGAAGAAGCGCAGAAAAGUAAACCGUUUCAUUGAUGAGGAGGCCAUGGUUGAUGACGAUGAAGAGGAGGAAGAAGAUGAAGAAGAGGGUUUCGUUGAAGGACAAGAUGAGGACUUCGACGAGUUGGCGAGAGAGACGUUGGACUCCCGAGCACACAGAGAAUUGGAUCGACGAAGGGAUGAGGACAGUAUGGAUGCUGAAGCCCUUGCUGCGACAAUGAAGGCUCGAUAUGGUCGAUCAGAAUUCAGCAGAGGCGCAUACCGCGGAGAUGUGGAGCACAUCCCGCAGAGCAUGCUGAUGCCCUCCGUCGCCGAUCCCAAGCUCUGGUUAUGUCAAGUUAGGGAAGGAAGAGAGAAAGACGUCGUCUUUACUAUCCUCCGCAAAGCCAUAGAUCGUGAGAGCACCGCCGGCGCGCUAGACAUCUAUUCCGUCUUCGCCCGCGACUCGCUGAAGGGAUACAUCUACAUCGAAGCGCGCCAACAAGCCGCAGUUCAGGCCGCAUUGGAUGGCGUCAACAAUGUCUUCAUCAGCAAGCUGCGGCUCGUCCCCGUCGACGAGAUGGUGGACUGCCUCACUAUCAAAGCGAAGGACCAGAAUCUGGACAACGUGCACUGGUUCCGUGUCAAGAGAGGAAAGUACGCGGGAGAUUUGGGACAGGUCAUCCAGAUCACGGAGAAUGGAGAGACCAUGCUGUGUCGGUUGGUUCCGCGGUUGGAAAUCGGCCGUGAGGGUGUUCGGGGCCCCGGGGCGCAGAAGCGCAAGAAGAAUGAGCCCCGAGCACCGCAGAAGCUUUUCAACCCAAUGGAUCACAAGGGCGAAGUCAGGAAAGACCGCGACUACUACAUCUAUAACAACGAGUACUUUGACCGCGAAGGAUACCUCGAGAAAAACCUGAAGGUCUCCUCCGUCGAAACCGUCAACGUGAACCCAUCCCUCGAAGAAAUUGGCAUGUUCUCCGGCGGAACGGCAGACAAGGCUGAUCUAACGCACGUCGCUAAUCUCGCUGCUACACGCGUGGCUACUGACUACCAUAUUGGUGAACCGGUGAAGAUUACCGCUGGCGCUAUGAUGGGGAUCACGGGUGUUGUUGCGUCUAUACAGCAUGACAUUCUGGGGAUCAAGCCCGACUCGGCUUACGGGUCCACUCUUCCGUCGAUCGUGCGCGUCGCCGCAUCCGAAGUCCAAAAGACAUUCAACGUCGGCGAUUCGGUCAAAGUGGUGAAAGGCAAGCACGAAGGAGCCGGCGGUCUGAUUGUGGUUAUCGAUGACAAUAUCAUCACCAUUUUGGACGAAGGAACGAAGGAGACUAUUGAGGUGCUGUCCGACUACGUGAGAACUACGACAGACGUUGGCGUCAUUCAGCCCCGAACGAGUCCAUAUGAUGUUGGGGACCUGGUUUUCUUGCAGAACGACGUAGCAGUAGUAACCAAAGCCGAGCGCGACCAAAUCUUCGUCCUAACUCAAUUCGGUCAAACCCUUCGCGUGCAAGCCCAGCAAAUUCGCAGCAAACGCGACUCACGCUCCGCCAUCGCCAACGACGCAAAUCGCAACCCGAUCUCCGCGGGCACGACCGUCGACGUCCUGGACUCGGAUGGACGUGGGGACGCGAAGUAUACGGGAACCGUGCAGCAUAUUUAUCGCGCGUUUGUGUUUGUCAAAGUGGUGGAUUUGGUUGAGAAUGGAGGGUUUGUGGUUGCGAAGGCGCAGAAUGUUGUUGAUAAGAAUGCGGGGAAGAAUGGGAACUCGUAUUCUUCGCCAUACGACUCCUAUCAAACUCGCAACAGCUUCGGAGGAGGGGGCAACCGCGGCGGCAUGGGCGGAUUCGGAGGCCGUGGCGGCGGCGGCGGCGGAGGACGCGGCCGUGGUGGAGGCCGAGGCAAUUUCGACCCCUUAAUCGGGCAAACCGUCACGAUCGCAACAGGCACCUUCAAAGGCUACCUCGGCAUCGUCAAAGAAGUCAUCGACAACCAAGCCCGCGUGGAACUUCACACCGCAUCCCGUGUCGUCACGGUGGACAAGACCAAAGUCCUCCGACCGGGCGAGACGCGUCUCCCCGGUGCAGCCGGUGGGCGAUCCGACAACCCCUGGGGCCCACCGUCGUCCUCCAUCUCGUCAUACGGAGACAAGUGGACCUCAUCAGCUAGCAAAACCCCGAUGCACGGAAGCAAAACGCCCAUGCACGGCAGCAGGACGCCCUUCCAUGGGAUCGGCGGGCGUACACCAGCCCAUGGCGACGGCGGGCGCACGCCUGGGUGGGACUCGGGGCGGGCGAGUGGGAGUGGAUCGAAUACGGUGGAUUUGGGAAGCAGGUCCACUGCGGCGUGGGAUGCGGGGAGUAAGACGCCGGGACAUGGGAUGUCGGCGUGGGAUGCGGGGAGUAGGACGCCGGGACAUCGAGCUUAUGGGUUGGAUUUGGAUGAGCCGGACAACGACGGAUAUGGGAACUCUUACGACAGGCGACCCUAUGGUGAUGAUAGUAAGUUGUUGCGAUCAAGUUGUUCGACCGAUUUGUGUGCGGACGGAUGAAAACUAACCUUCCUCAU